Patiria miniata (bat star) is the source of this 23135-nucleotide messenger RNA. RefSeq lists its product as uncharacterized. The record is from RefSeq and is a predicted model, not a curated record. Lineage: Eukaryota; Metazoa; Echinodermata; Asteroidea; Valvatida; Asterinidae. Bases 566 to 21052 code for a protein of 6828 amino acids. Gene Ontology annotation, cellular component: cell-cell junction; catenin complex; plasma membrane. The transcript has 129 exons. Gene Ontology annotation, molecular function: calcium ion binding; cadherin binding. Gene Ontology annotation, biological process: homophilic cell-cell adhesion.
CGCUGUACCUGUCAAGCGGGGUUGGGUAAAGGUAUUAUUGAGAUUGUCCCCUUGGCUUUGCUUGUUUUCGUGUAGGUGGAUUUUAUAAAGGAGCCGGACCUACUGCCGUAUAUCGUUCUACCUAAAAACCUGUCACCGUGGUAGUUGGGUUGGCCGACUGUCUGGUACGCCGUGGCCUGCCGACCUUGGAUAGGGAGAAACGUGUGAAUUCCCACGGUCGGGAAAGAGGGUAGGAAGUGGCUCAGCGUCAUCGGGGAGAUUUUACACAAUGAUCGGAGAUCGGGAGUCAUUCAGGACUUGCCCCUGACGGAUUUUAAAACAGUUCUGCGUAUUUCUGUUCCUUGGAUUAAGUAUUUUAGUAGAGGCUUCUGAGACUUUGUCUCGGCUCUUCGUGGAGCAACACUGAGACGGUCUACGCAUCAUCAUCAUCUAAAAGUUUAUAGUCAAGCCCUUGGCUGUAUUUCUUACUUGGAGGGGUGUUGUAUGCGAUACUGUGUCCAGUUGGCGUCAAUGUCUAACAGGUGCCUUGAGAGGUCAAUUAGUUUGAUGGUGUAAAUCCGCCAUCAUGUCAGUGAGUCGACUACGCAUCCCGUUGACAUGGCUGCUAGCAGCCUCACUUCUUGCCAUUCUCGGUCACGUGACUGCUCAAACAAAUCCUUGCCAACAACAACUGUGUGUCAACGGUGGCAUCUGUCGCCGGGCCUAUCUACAACCCGGCUACAUCUGCGAGUGCACGGGCGACUGGCAGGGACAGAACUGCGAGCAGAGGUUCCCCGGAACAUCUCCAGCAAUGCCCAAACAGUGUGGUGUCAACUCCUACGGUGAAUCGGGAACCAUCACAUCGCCCAACUAUCCACAGCUGGAGCCGCAUAAUCAAAACUGCUACUACCUCGUUCGGAUCCCCUCGGCCUUGUCCAUUUCUUUUCAGUUCAGGGCGUUCAGCUCCGAACCAUUCAAGGACGAACUUUACAUCAUUCCUGGCACGUUGGUGGAUACAAACUCGCCUAGUGUUCGGAUAUACAACGGGACACUACCUGCAGAUCUGCCGGUGCAGGUCUUCCAGACCAACCAGCUGGUUCUGUAUUGGCUUACAGACCACAACGUGCAGAGUCCAGGUUUCUCCAUUGAUUAUUCCAUCGAUCCGGACCCAUGUUGGGUGAAUCCAUGUCAGAAUGGGGGAGCAUGUACGACCAUUGGGAGGGACUACUCCUGCACUUGUUUGCCAGACUUCACUGGAAACGAUUGUCAAACAGGUACCGUUAUCGUUUCCCAGACGAGCAUCAGCAUCAGUGUAGGGAACACGCUUUCCGAGGGGCGCAUCAGUCAUACUUUGACCUUUGACCUGACAUUCACCCCUGGGCAAACUCUCUUCAGCCUGACGGGAACCGGUCUGUGGAGUGUCACACUGUUUCUGACGGACGGCGGUACAAACAGAGUAGCUUCACAGGUCGUACCUCUGAGCAGCCAGCAAAGCAACGUUGCAUGGUCACCGCCUUCAAGUUCCAUCAUACGCACCAUACAAACCACGGUCAAUCUGAAUGCGCUAUCCUGCCCCCAGAUGCGCUCUGUCUGCGCUAUGAUAGGUCAGGGUUCGAAUCCCGCCCCGCCCUUCUUAAUGAGGGGCACACCUAACGAGAAUGCCCUGAUUGGCUGCACACAGGUGCAAUGUCGAGGUGUGGAAGCAACCAGUGUCACUUUUGGUGGUACCCUUAAUGAUUUACGUGAGGGCGUCAGCUCCCAGGCUCUUAGCUUCGACAUGACCAUGUCCACCAACCCUCAAGCCGGUUCGGUCUCCGGCUCUAACCUCUGGAAGAUCACUCUGUACGGCAGCACCCAGGCUAAUGGGUUAGGAACCCAGGUCUUGAGGACCCAGCUCACCCUGAACCCAUCCCAGGCCGGGGCUAGCACGGAUCUGAGCGGUAAUGUGCAAUUCUUCAGCCUCCAGACCGCGCUAAGCCUCGUGGGAUUGGUCUGCUCCCAGGUGCGCUAUAUCUGUGUCACGAUUGAAAAGAGCGAGAACCCAACGCCUCAGUUCACGCUAACUGGGAUGCCAUCCGACGCUGUGCUCACUGCAUGCCAAGCCACGACCUGCAAUGGAGUUCAAGUAACUAGUACCUCGAUUUCAAUUACCUCUGGCACUCCUGUCAUCGAGCGACGCUCCAACACUCUCGCCUUCAGUCUGUCCAUCCAGACCAACUCUGACGGGGGUAGCGUCAGCGGACAAAACCUCUUCAGCAUACAGACCUUUGGCAGUAACAGCUUGACGGGUACCAGUGUCAGGAUCUCAGAACGGCGAAUCCAGGGAAGUACCGGUAUUACGGCCGGACGUUUAGCCACCAUACCCAACCUGUCGACCACUAUGGAUCUCAGUGGCAGACUCUGUCAGGAUAUCGUCGCGCUGUGCACAGAACUGGCCAAGAAUGCGCAGGCUAACCCGGACUUCACCUUGGAUCCCAUUCCUAACAGUGGCGUGCUGCAGGAAUGCAUUAACAUCGAAUGCAGAGGUGUCUUCAUCCAGACCAUGGAUGUUGUAGUCACUAGUGGCGUGCCGGUUCUCUAUGGCAACCGCAACCAAAUGUUGACCUUUAACCUUCGCGUCCAGGCCAACACUCCUAGCGCCAGCAUCUCUGGGUUCAACCUGUGGAGACUGAUUGUCUAUGCCAACAACCGGCUGGAUGGCUCGGGCCCCAGGAUUGGUCAAGUCCAGGUCACGCUGUCCUCGGCUCAACAGAACACUGCGAUCAGCGCGGGGCAGGCGGUGAACCUCAACAACUUGGACUUGACAAUGGACCUGAGUUCAGUCACCAGCUGCGCUGACAUUGCCUACCUGUGUGUGGAGUUACAGAAGAGUUCGAACCCAAGCCCAGCUUUCACACUGCAAGGCAGCACGACAAGAUGCAUACAGGUCCAAUGUGCAAUGUUCAACCCUUGUGGAUCUAACCCAUGCCAGAAUGGUGGAGCCUGCAGUAAUGUUGGAAGUGCAUUCACCUGCAGCUGUGCCAAUGGAUGGACUGGUCCAUUGUGCCAACAGGCUGUGAAUGCAUGCAAUGGCAUUGUCUGUCGCAAUGGUGGAGUGUGCAUAGACAGUCAGUUCUCAUAUGUAUGUCGCUGUACACUGGGAUGGCAAGGACAGUUCUGUGAGCUUGUAGAUAAUGGUAUCCAAAUUACCACCACGACUCUGAGUCUGACGUCGGGCACCAUCCGUGAGAACACCGCCCAGAACAGGCUAACGUUGUCUGUUGUCCUCACCAACAGUCAGUCUGGUUCCACCUUGCCCACUGGAAGUGGCUACUGGCAGGUCAACUUCUUCACCAGCUUGCAAGCCAAUGGCCAGGGCCAGCGCUUCAACCAACAAAGCCUGAACCUAGACGCCUUGCAAUCGGGCCUUGGAAUCACCUCGGGUGGGGUUCUAACCCUGUCCGGCGUUCAAAGUAUCCUGAACCUUCAAGGACAAUCGUGCAGCAGCGUGCCGUAUGUCUGCGUGGAGAUACAGAAGGGCAAUAACCCGUCGCCAGAUUUCCUUUUGAGCGGUUCGCUGAUUGCGUGCCAGGAGACCAACUGCAUAGGUGUGCAAGUGAUUCAGGUGACAGGGAGCAUCACCAGCGGACAGACACUCCUGAUUGGUCAGAAUAGCCACACUAUUAACAUGAACAUCAUUGUCCGUGCAUCAAGUAAUGGGGCUAGCAUCAGUGGAUCCAAUCUAUGGACGGCACAGGUUUUCACUAACACAUUACAGAGCGGCGCAGGCACUACCGUACUGCAGCAAAACGCCGUACUGUCCAAUCAGGCGGUGAGCUUGGAUCUCAUUGCUGGGGGCAGUAUUACCCUGAGUGGGGCAACGGUGACCUUUGACCUGUCCACAGUGACCUCGUGUCAACAGGUGUCCUUUCUGUGUGUCCGACUUGGAAAGAACCCCCUAGCUUCCCCAGAUUUCACUCUGACUGGAGUUCCGGACAAUUUCAUUCUGACACACUGCCAAACAGCAUUAUGUCAAGUGCCAUCUCCAUGUGAUUCACACAACUGUCAGAACGGUGCAGUAUGUCAAGUGACGGGAACCAGCUAUAUUUGUGUAUGUGCUAACGGCUGGGGAGGAGACCGGUGCACACAAGGUGUCCAAAUCGUUAACAUCAAUUUAAGAGUGGUAUCCACCAACGAUGUCAGAGAGCGCAACACAAACAAUCCCUUGACCCUUGACCUCACCAUCACCACCAAUCCCAACGGCGGUAGCGUAUCCGGCACUCGGCUCUGGCGCUUGACCGCGUUCCUCAGUACGCAACCUGACGGCUCGGGACCGGAGUACUCCACUACCACAAUACAGCUCUCCGAUGCCCAAGCCAGUACCGGUCUCCAAGCGGGAGUGACCGCCACCAUUUCGUCCCUCCAGACCAACGCCAACACGGCUCAGAGUAACCUCAUGUGCGGUCAGUUUGGCUACAUCUGUGUCCGACUGGAACGAGGGCCCAAUCCAUCUGUGAAUUUCCAGUUAGGUGACGGCAGCCAGUCUUACGUGGCUUGUGCUCCUGCCAACUGUCGAGGAGUUGAGAUCACAGACGUCGUGGCUACCAUCGUGUCCGGCGAGCCGGUCAACACAGAAACCACCAGCAACAAUCUUGUCUUCAAUGUCCAGGUUUCCUCGUCCCCCUCUGGAGCCAGCGUGAGCGGCUCCAAUCUCUGGCAAGUUAUCGUCUUCUCAGACACCCAGUUGAACGGUCAAGGCCAAACGGUCAUCCAAGCUCAGGCCACUCUCCCAGGCAACACUGCCAGUACCUUCCUACAAGCCGGAGUGGACAUGGUCCUGCGGUCAGUCCAAGUCAACCUAGACCUGACCCAGAUAUCCUGCAAUCAGAUCCCGUACAUCUGCGUCCGGUUCCUGAAAGCGACAAACCCCGGCCCUAAUCCCGACUACACCUUCACUGCUGUACCCUCGGAUGAUGUCUUGCUGCACUGCCAAGCACUUGACUGCAUGGACCCCUCGUCUUGCAUUGGUCAUCUGUGUGAGAACGGCGGACAGUGCAUGGACCUAGGUUCCGGUAGUUAUAGGUGUCUGUGUACACCGGGCUGGACAGGGCUGUACUGUAGCGUAGUUGCGGACUAUUGUCUGACCACGCAAACACCUUGCUUUAAUGGCGGGCAGUGCAUCAACCUAGCGGAUCGCUACCAGUGUAACUGCCAACAGGACUGGGUCGGCCCGCGCUGCCGAAUAGAUAACCCCUGCUUGCCAACCAACCCCUGCAUCAACGGCGGAACAUGCUUUUCCGAUCAGUCUGGGAUCUACACGUGCAACUGCCCGCCUGGAUACAGCGGUAACAACUGCCAAAUCACACCAGAUCCGUGUAUAUCAGACCUUUGUCAAAACGGUGCCAGGUGUGAACGGAUCGGAACAGGGUCGGACUACCAGUGUUUUUGUCAGAAUGGCUUUGCGGGAAGAUACUGUAACAUUACGCUAGAUCCCUGCGAUAGUAGCCCGUGUUUUAAUGGAGGCACCUGUAGCCGUGUGGGUACGCUGUAUGUCUAUCAGUGUCAGUGCCCCAACGAAUAUACGGGAACCAACUGCCAAACGUUGAGGGAUCCGUGUGCUACUAAUCCCUGCUUGAAUGGCGGCAUCUGCUCAAGGCAGGGGUCGACAAACUUUGUGUGUCAGUGCUCUUUGGGUUACACUGGUACCACAUGUAACAUCAGGCAAGAUCCCUGCGCCAGCAAUCCAUGCCGGAACAAUGGCGUCUGCUCAAGGGUGGGAACCAGCUUUGUCUAUCAGUGCCAGUGCGUACAGGGCUACACGGGUACCAACUGCGAAAUACCAAAUGCUUGCGUUAGUAAUCCGUGCCAAAACGGAGGUCAAUGUAGCCAGCAAGGUGCGGGUUACCAGUGUCAAUGUCAACCGGGAUGGGGCGGCCCCACCUGCAACAUCAGACAGAAUCCCUGUGCCAGCAAUCCAUGUCAGAACAAUGGCGGCUGCUUAUGGGGGGGAACCAGCUUUGUCUAUCAGUGCCAGUGCUUGCAGGGCUACACGGGUACCAACUGCGAAAUACCAAAUGCUUGCGUCAGUAACCCGUGCCAAAACGGAGGUCAGUGUAACCAGCUAGGUGCCGGGUACCAGUGUCAAUGUCAACCAGGAUGGGGCGGCCCCACCUGCAACAUCAGACAGAAUCCCUGUGCCAGCAAUCCAUGCCUGAACAAUGGCGGCUGCUUAUGGGGGGGAACCAUCUUUGUCUAUCAGUGCCAGUGCGUGCAGGGCUAUACGGGUACCAACUGCGAAAUACCAAAUGCUUGCGUAAGUAAUCCGUGCCAAAACGGAGGUCAGUGUAACCAGCUAGGUGCCGGGUACCAGUGUCAAUGUCAACCAGGAUGGGGCGGCCCCACCUGCAACAUCAGACAGAAUCCCUGUGCCAGCAAUCCAUGCCUGAACAAUGGCGGCUGCUUAUGGGGGGGAACCAUCUUUGUCUAUCAGUGCCAGUGCGUGCAGGGCUAUACGGGUACCAACUGCGAAAUACCAAAUGCUUGCGUAAGUAAUCCGUGCCAAAACGGAGGUCAGUGUAACCAGCUAGGUGCCGGGUACCAGUGUCAAUGUCAACCGGGAUGGAGCGGUCCCACCUGCACUAUCAUACUGAAUCCCUGUGUCAGUACCCCGUGUCUGAAUGGAGCCACAUGCAGCCAAUCCGGUACCGACUUCACUUGCCAGUGUGCAGCAGGCUACACCGGCACAAACUGCGGAGUCAUACAGAACCCGUGUAACAACAACCCAUGUCAAAAUGGCGGCUUUUGCAGCUGGCAGGGUCAGGUCUUAAUCUAUCAGUGUCAGUGCCAGACAGGUUACGGCGGCAACAACUGCCAAAUAAUCACUAAUCCCUGUGUUAAUACCCCGUGUCUGAAUGGAGCCACAUGCAGCCAAUCCGGUAGUGACUUCACUUGCCAGUGUGCAGCAGGCUACACCGGCACAAACUGCGGAGUCGUACAGAAUCCGUGUAACAACAACCCGUGUCAAAAUGGCGGCGUCUGCAGCUGGCAGGGUCAGGCCUUAGUCUAUCAGUGUCAGUGCCAGCCAGGUUACAGCGGCAACAACUGCCAAAUAAUCACUAAUCCCUGUGUUAAUACCCCGUGUCUGAAUGGAGCCACAUGCAGCCAAUCGGGUAGUGACUUCACUUGCCAGUGUGCAGCAGGCUACACCGGCACAAACUGCGGAGUCAUACAGAACCCGUGUAACAACAACCCGUGUCAAAAUGGCGGCUUCUGCAGCUGGCAGGGUCAGGCCUUAGUCUAUCAGUGUCAGUGCCUGCCAGGUUACAGCGGCAACAACUGCCAAAUAAUCACAAACCCGUGUGACAACAACCCGUGUCAAAAUGGUGGCUUUUGCAGCUGGCAGGGUCAAGCCUUAAUCUAUCAGUGUCAGUGCCAGCCAGGUUACAGCGGCAACAACUGCCAAAUAGUCACUAACCCGUGUGACAACAACCCAUGUCAAAAUGGCGGCUUCUGCAGCUGGCAGGGUCAAGCCUUGAUCUAUCAGUGUCAGUGCCUGCCAGGUUACGGCGGCAACAACUGCCAAAUAAUCACAAAUCCCUGUGUUAAUACCCCGUGUCUGAAUGGAGCCACAUGCAGCCAAUCCGGUACUGACUUCACUUGCCAGUGUGCAGCAGGCUAUACAGGCACAAACUGUGGAGUCGUACAGAAUCCAUGUACUCUUAGCCCAUGUCAGAACGGCGGCACGUGUCAAUGGUUUGGACAAGUGUCGACCUAUCAGUGUUUAUGCCUGCAAGGAUACAACGGCAACAACUGCCAAAUCAUACAAGAUCCGUGCAACAGCAACCCGUGUCUGAACAACGGACUCUGCCAGUGGCCUGGUACAAGUUUCACUUACUCCUGCCAGUGCACCUUGGGGUACACCGGAGUAAAUUGUGGCACAGCUCAGAAUCCGUGCGACAGUAACCCUUGUGUCAAUGGAGGGGCAUGCAGUUGGCAGAUUCCUAACUACCGUUACGUGUGUCAGUGCCCAUCGACGCAUACCGGUAUCAACUGUCAAACCCCUCUGGGUUCUUGCUUCUCCAGCCCAUGCCAGAAUGGUGGAACGUGUUUCAAUUUGGACCAGGGGGUGGGAUACUUCUGUAGCUGUUUCUCCAACUACAAAGGACCAAACUGCCAAUAUCCCGACCCUUGCUCAUCCUUCCCGUGUCAAAACAGUGGAGCGUGCUCAUCGAACCAAGUUGGCUCAAUCUACACCUGCAGUUGCUUGGCAAACUUCCAAGGAAUCAACUGUCAAUAUCCAAAUCCUUGCAGCUCGCAGCCCUGUCAGAACUCGGGGGUAUGUGUACCAAAUAGCCUUGGCUCCUCCUACACCUGCAACUGUAACCCAGGCUUCAUCGGUGUUCACUGCCAGUUUUCAAAUCCCUGUUUCUCGAAUCCAUGCUUCAAUAAUGGACAGUGUGCGACAGACAACAUCGGCUCUAGAUACACAUGCAAUUGCCUGGCGGGCUACGUCGGCGACCACUGCCAACUCAAUGAUCCGUGCUUGCCAAAUCCAUGUCAGAAUGGGGCCAUAUGUUCCCUGGCGAACGGCGGACUGAGCUACGAAUGUAGCUGCCUCAAUGGCUUCUUUGGGACAAACUGCCAAAUACCAGAUCCUUGUAAUACUCGUCCUUGUCUUAACGACGGUACAUGCACGGCCAUCAACGGUGGGCUGAACUUCGCCUGCAUUUGCCAGCAACAGUACAUGGGAAACACCUGCCAAUACCCAAAUCCGUGCUACUCUUUCCCCUGUCAAAACAGCGGGACCUGCGAACCCCACCCCCUGGGGACCAGUUAUACCUGUGUUUGUCCGCCUGACUUCCAAGGCCAAAGAUGCGAGAACAGAAAUCCCUGUUCCUCUAACCCUUGUCUGAAUAAUGGUGCAUGCCAAGUCGGUAUCGGAGGUACGUCCUUCUUCUGUAACUGCCCUUCACAGUUCUUGGGACCGCGCUGCCAAAAUCUCGAUCCCUGUCUCUCCACUCCGUGUCUUAAUGGAGGUGUCUGCACGUAUCAAGCGCAGGGUCUGCUCUACUCCUGUACCUGCCCACCUCAUUAUUUUGGCAUGAACUGUGAAAUCCUCGAUGCUUGUAGCUCCAACCCCUGUCUGAAUGGUGGCAUCUGUAACCCAUCCUCAUUCGGUUUCACUUGCACCUGUGCACCGGGCUAUACUGGUACCACCUGCACUAUUAGCGAGCCUUGCGGCCGCUUGCCGUGCCUUAACGGGGGCACGUGCUACGACAGCACAGGUCCUACUGGCUUCUUCUGCCGAUGUACCUCCAGCUUCAUCGGUGAUACCUGCCAAAUUCCUGACUUAUGCAGCUUUAGCCCCUGUCUGAACGGGGGGACGUGUAGCAACAUCCCCGCAGCCAACGAUUUUCGCUGUGCGUGCCCAUUUGGGCACUCAGGAAAGAGAUGUGAAAUGUUUAACCCCUGCAGCUCCAAUCCGUGUCAGAACGGCGGCACCUGUAACAGGGAUAGUCUCGGUACGAUCUACAACUGUAACUGUGUUGUCGGCUAUGAUGGUACAAACUGCGAGUUCGGACCAGGUUGUUUUAGCAGCACCUAUUUCCACUGUGUGAGUGGUGAGUGCGUUCCAAGCUCUCGUCAGUGCGAUCAGAGUUUCGACUGCCAGGACGGUUCAGAUGAAGCUUCCUGUCAACGCCAAUGCACCAAUCAGGAGUUCCGAUGCACAGGCGGGACCUGUAUUAACAUUCAGCUGGUUUGUAACGGCAUCAACGAUUGCACGGAUGGAUUGGACGAACAAAACUGCCCGUCGGCCUGCGAUUCAUCACCGUGUCUAAAUGGCGGCGUGUGCGAAAAUGCCGGGACUAUCUACAUCUGCACCUGUGCCCAAGGAUGGACUGGAACAACAUGCAGUCAAGUGGUGAGCAGUUCAAACGAUCCGCCAUCUUUCGUAAAUCAAGUGAUAUCGAUUGAAAUCCGGGAGGACACUGUGGCAGGUACCACUCUUGUUGAACUCCGUGCCACUGACCCUGACAGCGACACUUUGACCUUUGGCCUGUACGACUUCACCGCCCAGCAGCUCUUUGUAAUUGUUCCAAACCCAAACGACCCCAAGUCUGCGUUUUUGACCCUGAAGGGGUCGCUAGAUAGAGAGGUUCAAUCCGACUACACUUUUGUAGUUUCAGUUACUGAUGAUGGAGGAAACGAGGUUAUUCACAGUGGCACGUUGCUUUUGUCUGAUGUUAACGACAACGCACCGACAUUUACUAAUCUUCCUAACGUCACCACCGUCUACGAGAACGCUAAUGUUGGCUUUCAAGUAUUCUACGUGGACGCAACGGACCCUGAUCUAUCCCUAAGUGGCUUGGUCACAUACACCAUUACCGAGGGAAUGGACGCGCCUUUCUUCAUCAACUUAUACAAUGGUAUUGUCCAUGUGACGGGUCCUCUCGACUAUGAGACAGACCAAGUCUACAAUUUGGCCAUCACGGCAUCGGACAACAAAGUACCAUUUCAUGAGGACCAGGGUACCAACAGCCUGAGCACCACAAUGAGGCUGACGAUACAAGUUCUGGACGUGCAAGACACGGGACCAAUUUUCAUCGACACGCCAUAUGAUAGGACAAUCAACGAAGGAACGCCAUUGAAUACCGUUGUGGUGACAGUAACAGCGGUGGAUCAGGAUACCGUCAAUGCAAAUAAUAUCACCUAUACAAUCCUCGCAGGAAACAUGGGCAACUAUUUCAGCUUGGAUGAGACCACCGGGCAACUCACAUUAGUCAGAGAGGUCGACAGUGAAAAUCUCAACACACCAUCAUCAGUGAACAUCAUUGUCAGGGCCAUUGAGACGGGUACAAAUGGCGGCACAUCAGCUGUCAACAAUUUCACCAUCACGAUUAAUGAUAUUGACGAUGAGCCACCUUUGUUCAACCAAUCAACGUACUCGGUCAGCGUGUCUGAGGCUGAGAACCCAGGCUUUGUGUUGCCAGUUGGAAUCCAAGUCAGCGAUGGUGAAAUUACGAUUCAAGGCAAUUUCCGCAUCACCCUCCAAAACAGCAACAUCGUGCCAUUUUCGGUCUCCCCCUCGUCAGCAGUGGACCAGACCAGAGUCACCGUGACUCUGAUUCGUCCGUUGGACUAUGAGACCACGAAGAGCUACGACCUAGUGAUUAACGCACAAGAUACGGCCACCAGUACUGCUACAGUUGUUGUCACGGUAACAGAUGCCAAUGACAACGACCCCAUCUUCACUCAUGGCACCCAGACGAUAGCCUUGGAGGAAGGCGCACCAAUGAACACCAUGGUUACCACGGUAACGGUAACCGAUGCAGAUGAGGGCAUCAAUGAAGAGACCGAGUUCAGCAUCAUUGGUGGCAAUCAGGAGGGUUUGUUCACUAUUAACCCAACCACUGGCGUGGUCACGACAACCUCAGUCAUCGACUAUGAAAACUCGGCGAGAACAUACACACUGACAGUACAGGCACGCAACACCCAGCCUGCGGUAUCGCCAGCGGAUGGUGUUAGUGAAGUCACUGUGGUAGUGACCAUUACAGAUAUCAAUGACAGCCCGCCGGUAUUCCAACAGCCAAACUACUUGAUACAGAUCAUUGAGUUUGUGCUGGAGCUCUCGGAUACCGGUCUGACCAUUGGCCGUGUGAUAGCUGACGAUGCGGACUCUGGAGCCGCUGGCGAGGUGACCUACACCAUCCUCAGUGGCAACGACGAUGGAACUUUCUCGGUCAAUCCGGGCAAUGGUAACAUUGUCCUGUUGAAGCCUCUUGACCGCGAGACCGUCCCAAUCUACAAUAUCACCAUCCGGGCUCAGGACAAUGCAGCGCCCCCACUCAGUGCCACGACAUACGUGGUCAUCGAGGUGCGCGACUUUAACGACAACGACCCGCAGUGGGUGACGAAUCAGUACGCAGCGUCCGUGGUUGAGGGACAACCAGCUGAUACAUUUGUCAUCCAGGUAAUGGCCACGGAUGCCGACAUUGGCUUGAAUGCAUUGCUGAGGUACGAGUUGGCAGUCCCCAGCCAGUACUUAUACAUCAACCAGACAUCUGGGCAGAUUUACACCAGGGUGCCGCUGGAUCGAGAACAGACAGAAACGAUUGUAGUUAACGUCCUAGCCAGAGACAGUGGUAACCCAUCGCGCUCCUCAGCCCAGCUUGCUGUAGUCACAGUCACCGUGCUGGAUAUCAAUGACACACCGCCCACGUUCACUGGUGCCCCAUUCAGGUUUGAGGUGGCCGAAAAUGAACCAGCUGGGACAUUUGUGGGAGAGGUGACAGCAAAUGACCCAGAUACCAUUGGCACGUUGGUUUACACCUUCACGUCCCCGCAAACCCAGUUCCUAAUCGACCAAGCAAGCGGUCGCAUCACAACCAUCAACUCGCUAAACCGUGAGCAGCAAGACCGGUACGAGGUGGAAGUUCAAGUCACGGACGGGACGUUUGAAGCCACGGCAGAUGUCGUCAUUGUGGUGACGGACGUGAACGACAACCAACCAAUGUUCAGCCAAGCGAUAUAUCCAGUGACGGUUGUUGAAAAUACGCCAGCUGGGAUCAUACUAAACCUCAUGGCUAAUGAUACAGAUAUAGGCCUUAACAGCGCUAUCAUCUACCAGUUUGAUCAGUCCGGAAACACCCCAAUAGGUCCCUUCUUUCUGGAUCGGGUUACCGGUGCACUGAGGACUACCAGCCCCCUUGACCGUGAAACCCAGGACUCGUACACUUUGGUCGUCAAUGCGAUAGAUCGAGAAGGGGGGACAGGCAGCUUGCAGGCCGUGGCCACUGUUCUCGUCACGGUGACAGACGUGAACGAUAACCGGCCUGUGUUUGAUUUCCAGAACUAUGCUGACACGGUGCCUGAAGACGCGGCCGAGGGGCAGGAGAUUAUACAGGUUGGAGCCACCGACAGAGACAUCGGUGACAACGCCGUCAUCUUGUACCGCAUCAUCCAAGGCAACAAUGACAACAACUUCCAGAUCGAUGCAACUAAUGGCAUCAUCUCACGAGGCCCCACACCACUGGACAGGGAGACCAAGGAUUCCUACGUCCUGACCGUGGAGGCUUACAAUGAUGGUGAUCUGCCUCCUAGAAAUACUGCGGCUGUCACCAUCACCGUCACCGACGUGAACGACGAGGUGCCGCACUUCACUCAGGAUGUCUACCUGAAGCCUGAUCUGCUAGAGAAUGCCGACGCACGUACCGUGGUGGCAACGGUGUCAGCGAAUGACCCGGACUUGGGACAGGGCGGACAGAUCCUGUACAGCAUCACUGGUGGCAACGAUGGCAACCAUUUCAUCAUCGAUUCCGUCACCGGCGUCAUCAGGGUACUCGGUUCCCUACCAGACUACAGCAUCAAAUCAACCUACAAUCUGACGGUCACGGCGCGGGACCAGGCCCAGCCUUUCCAUACCUCCCAGGCUAGAGUCAUGGUCCUGCUGGUCGACGCUCAGGAUGACCCACCGGAGUUCACCAUGACGCGGUACGAGGUCAACUUGACGGAGAAUGUCGGGGAAGGGUUCCCGUUCUUGCAGGUUAUGGCCCAAGUACCAGGCAAACCCAACAGCAUAGUCACCUAUAGUCUGGAUUCCAACGUCAACCCAUCUAUACUCCAACUAUUUGACGUGGACCCUAUAACGGGUUGGCUGACGACUAAAGGAACCAUUGACUACGAGACUGGCCUGCCUCUGUACACGUUCACUGUGCUAGGAGUCAAUGACGGCACAUUGCCUGGAUCUGCUGCAGUCUGGGUGUACAUCCAAGACGUGAAUGACAACGCUCCAGUUUUUGUGAACUACCCUACCAGUGCGGUGACGGUUGAUGAAAACAAGGCUGGUGGGUUUGUGGUUGCCACGGUAUCAGCCAAUGACGUGGACUCGGGCCUCAACGGAAACGUUGUCUAUGAGAUCACUGGAGGGAAUGACGAGGGGCAUUUUGACAUCAUCGCAAACAACGGAGAGGCGUUGAUUGUCACUACGACCGAACUGGACAGGGAGACCAUUGAGAGCUACAUGCUAACCAUCACGGCAUCAGAUCAAGGUGUUCCAGUGAUGAAUUCCUCCAUCUUCAUCGAUGUGGUUGUAAAUGAUUUGAACGACAAUCCACCAGGCUUCAAUCAGACCAGCUACAAUGCAACAGUUGAAGAGAAUGUCCUUCUCAACCGGCCAAUCACGACCGUCCUCAUCACCGACUUGGACACCCCUGCCUCCAACAAUAUAGUGUUCCAGAUUGACCCCGCAUCCAAUCCAAACGGGAUAUUCCAAAUCAACUCUCAGGGGGAGAUCACGAUCACGAGUCAGUUGGAUCGGGAGCUGCAAGCUUUCUAUGAUCUCAUUGUGGUGAUGACGGAUCCUACAUACAACCCUUCAUUCAUGGAGACGACCCACGUCUACGUGACAGUCCUAGACCAGAAUGACAAUCCACCAAUCUUCCCAGACCAGCCUCCGGUCAGCGUAACUGAGGGUCCAUCAUCCAUGGGUGAAAUCUUUGUCACUGUCACGGCCAAUGACGCCGACGUUGGCAAUAACUCCGAGAUGGUUUACACCAUCACCGGGGGCAACGGGGAGGGCAUCUUUGGUAUCCAUAGCAACAACGGUUCAAUCUACGUGAUCAAUGAGCUGGAUUGGGAGACAACACAAAGAUACGAGCUCAUCGUCACGGCAACCGACCAAGCCAUGAACAGCAAUGACAGAAGAUCAGGAACCGUCACUGUUGUCAUUGAUGUUGAAGAUAUCAACGACACUCCCCCACAGUUUCCCUCGGAUUACUUUGGCCCCUACAGCUUCUCUGAGGGCGUACCGGGGACCUACAUUGGGACGUUUGUUGCCGUUGACUCAGACAGUGGUGCUGGGGGCGAAGUGACGUACACCAUUAUCGGCGAAUAUAGUGAUUUGUUUGUCAUUGACCCAACCACCGGCGUUCUGACCCUGAAACCAACCGCACAGCUGGAUUAUGAGACUAGCCAAGCGUUCAAUAUCACCAUUGUGGCCACAGACGCUGGGGUACCGUCGCUGAACGGAACAACCAGUGUCGGCAUCAUCGUGGUAAGCAUCAACGACAACAGCCCCAAAUUCCAAGACACCCCCUACCGCACAGGCAUCAACGACACCACACCGGUGGACACAUGGGUGUACAAAGUGGUGGCCACAGACGAUGAUUCAGGCCCCGAGGGGAACAUCACCUACAGUAUCUUAAACGGAAACACUGGGGGAGUGUUCCGAAUUGACCCCCUGACUGGUGAUGUAUACGUCAACAAAACUUUGACCAACGGAGUUUACGUGCUUGUGAUCAAAGCACGGGACAAUCCCGAGAACCCAGCCAACGCAAGAGAGGUGACAGAGACACUGACCAUCUUAGUUGCCGAUUCCACCAGCAUCGUUCCCAUCUUCCCUGACGAUGGAACCUUCACGGGCAGCGUGCAGGAACACUCCACCGUUGGAACAUUUGUCAUGACCAUUUCUGUUGAGAAUGCAGCUGACGUCGGUGAUUUGAUAUACACCAUCAGCGGGCCUGACGCUGGCCCCUUCCUUAUCGACCCAUCAACAGGCAUCAUAACCGUCAACGGUUUGCUGGAUGCUGAGAUCCAAGAUCUCCACGUCUUUGACGUCUCAGCUCUUGACUCGCGAGGCAUGAGUGCCAGCGGUAAGGUCUACGUGACCAUCCUGAACAUCAACGAUCAUCCACCGCAGCUGGACGAGCUCGUCUUCAAUUUCACCGUGCCUGAGGACGCGGGGGAUGGCUACUUUGUUGGACAUGUCAACGCCACUGAUGAUGACAACUCAGACACCAUGCUCCGCUUCACCAUCGAGCGUGGCGCCCAGGACAAAUUCACCAUCGACCCCACCACGGGAGUCAUCACUGUCCUAGUCACAUGCCGUGGGGAUAUCUGCGACCAGCAACCCCUAGACCGUGAAGAGCAAGACGUGUACACAUUAACGGUCUCCGUGUCGGACCAGGGUAGCCCGCCGCUCUCAAACAGCGGCGUGGUUUACAUCUACGUCACGGACGUCAACGACUACCAACCGACGUUCCCUGCUGAUUUCCUUAACGCUGUGGUCAGUGUGUCCGAAGAUGUGGCGUUGAAUCACACCGUGAUAACAUUGGAGGCUACUGAUAUGGAUCUCGAUGCUAUGCUGACUUACAGGAUCGUAUCCAUAACUGCCACCAAUCUGCAAGGGGAACCGCUGACCAACAUCUCGGCCAUCGAAAGCUGGUUUGCCGUGGAUCCAUACACCGGUGUGGUCUACGUCGAGAACAGUUUGGACAGAGAAACGGCCGCUGAAGUCAUCCUGAAGAUAUCGGCCAAUGACAGCGCCUCGCUUGAUCCUGCGCUCAGUACCAGCAAUCCCAAUGCUAUGGUCACCAUCCAAAUCACUGACGUUAACGACAACGCACCGGUGUACCAACCACCUGGUACCACCUACAUCUACGUGACCAUUCAGGAGGAAUCCAGCAUGGGAACCAUCAUCACCAACGUGAGGGCGAUAGACCCCGACAACCCCAUCAAUGGCGAAGUGACUUAUAUGUUGAUUGGAAACCUCUCCGAGUACGUCACUAUUCAUCCCGUCACAGGUCAGAUAACAGUCAACCAGAUCAUAGACAGGGAGCUGUACGAUUGGCUGAAUUUCACCAUCAUAGCAACGGACGACGGCACGCCAUCUCUCUCAACCCCCAUCCCAAUCAUGAUCCAAAUCCUGGACAUCAACGAUCACAAUCCAAUCUUUGACCAGCCGGACUAUACCGCCACUGUCCCCGAGAAUUCCGAUGGAGUCACAUAUGUCACGGUUGUCACGGCGACAGACCAGGACUUGGGCCAGUACGGAGAGGUGACGUACACGUUGACUGGCGGGGAGGGACUGUUUACGAUCAACUCAACAACGGGUGUCAUCACCGCACUUCAACCAUUGGACCAAGAGGAACAGUCAGUGUACACACUGACGGUGAUUGCAGUGGACAAUCCUGGUGGCUCACAGACCAAUCGAAGACAGGGAUCAGCCACGGUGACAAUCACCGUAGGUAAUGUCAAUGAGUACCCACCGAUCACUCAGCCCAACUUUCCGUUUGACAUACCGGAGGGUCAACCCGGGGGAACGCUAGUCGGUGUCAUAGACGCUACGGACCCUGAUGAUCCCAUGCAGGAACUCAACUUCACUUUCAUCUUCGUCGAACCUCCAGAUGGUGACGUCCUGUUUUACAUCAACCAAACUACUGGAGAGAUUUUCACCACCAUGCCCCUUGACGCUGACAACGCUACGUACGGAAACACCUUCAAUAUUACAAUAUUGAUUUCUGACAACGGUAACCCGCCACUGACUACCACUACAACCACCAUCAUCACCAUUCAGGAUACCAACGACAAUGAUCCGCUGUUCCCUAACGGGCCCUAUGACCUCACGACCUCGGAGGCGACGCCAGUGGGUAACCAGGUUACCGUGGUAAUAGCAGAGGACAUUGAUCAGAAUGCAGUGCUGACGUACAGUAUUGUGGAUGGCAACUUGAACGGGACGUUCUUUAUCAAUCCUACCAACGGAGAGAUACUAAUCACCAAACCGUUAGACUUUGAGACGCGCACCAUGUACAACUUGACAGUGCAAGUCUCAGACCAAGACGGCAGGACUGGUACCACGUACGUAGUCAUUCGUAUCAUGGAUGCUAACGAUCAGGGACCAGUCUUCCUCAGCCAGCCGUACUUGUUUGAUGUCAACGAGAAUGUGGAUAUCGGAACUGAGAUCGGUCUUAUCGAGGCAGUCGAUGCGGACCCAGACCCCUCCAACUCCCAGCUUACCUACCACAUACUGAGCAGUGUCCCUGCCAAUGCGCCGUUUGCCAUUAAUGAAACCACGGGAGUGAUCACCAGCAGCGGGGCGCUGGAUAGAGAGCUACAGGACAGCUAUAUGCUGACGGUGGAGGUGCGAAACGUUCGCUUUGUGCCCGGCGGAGAGGAUGUCACCUAUAAACUGUCGACCCCGGUGACAAUCACCAUCCUAGACCUGAACGACAACAUCCCGAUCUUCAGCGGUGGUGAUAACAUCACUCGCACCUUCCCUGAGAACUCGGAGAUUAAUUUCCCCAUCUACCAGCCAUCUGCUCAAGACAACGACAUUGGAGAAAACGGCCGCGUGACCUACUCGAUUGUCUCUGGGAACGUGGAAAAUACUUUCAGCAUCGACCCACAGACUGGAGCCAUCCUCCUAGCCCGGCAGAUCCAGACUUUGACCAACCCCACCUACGCCUUUACCCUAGUGGUGGAAGCGAGGGACAAUGGUGACCCGUCCUUAUACAGUAACAUCACCAUCAACGCAGUGGUGGGCGAUUACAACGACAAUGCGCCGCAGUUUGUCACGCCGAUCCAGGGACAGACUUUGUUCUUACCAGAGAACGAGCCAAUAGGAUUCCAGAUUGCCCCGGUCCUAGCCGUAGACAUUGACAGUGGAGCCAACGGCCAGGUGACCUACGGCUUCCAUAAUGAGGAGAGCGCCAGGCUUUUCUAUUUCCAGCAGGAGGGUGACACCACGUACCUGUAUGCCAACUUCUCUGCUGAUCGUGAGACCAAAGAUCAAUACAAUCUUGUUCUUCUGGCGACGGAUGGAGGCACUCCCAACCCCCUACAGACGCCUUUGGAAGUAACUGUAGUCAUCCUGGAUAAGCAAGACAAUGAGCCGUUCUUUGUCAGAGUGGAUAACGUCGCCAUUGUACAACAACUGAACGUGACUGAGCAUUCUAACGUCAAUGUGUCAGUCGGGAUUGUGACUUUAGCUCAAGAUCAUGACCUGCCUCCUAAUGAUGUCAUCUACUAUUACAUCGUCGGUGGAAACGACAAAGGCCUGUUUGGAAUCAACAGCACGACCGGUGAGAUCAUCAUCCUAGGAGAUCUGGACCGUGAGACCAUCGCGACCCACAACCUACUCAUCAAGGCGACAAACAACGCCAGCUAUGUCCCGUCAGGGAUCUACGACAUCUCCAAGGAUGUGUCUCUCAAGGAGGUGCUGAUAACAGUUGGGGAUAUCAACGAUAAUGGGCCAAAGUUUACUACGGUGCUCUACACGGCCGGCAUCCCCCUGGACGCCGAGAUCAACACGCAGGUCACCUGCAUCAAAGCAACUGACCUGGAUCUCGGGGGUGGGGGCGCUAUCACCUACGGUAUCCAAUCAGCUACCUUUGUUCUGGGCCAGGACCAGACGGCCUCUAACGACAUCUUCUACAUCGAUGAGAACUCGGGCUGCAUUCGAACCCGGAACCUACUGAACGGAAUCACGGCCGGGGGCUACUUUGAUCUGACGGUGACGGCUACGGACAAGAUCGCUGGGCUGGGUGAUACCGCCCUCGUUAGGAUCUUUGUGUUGGAUAACAACCAGCAGGUUGUAGUCGUUGUUGAUUCAGACAUAGACACCGUCACGCAGCUGCAGGACCAACUUGUCCAGAUUAUCAGUAACAUCACGGGUGGUGUAGUCAACGUGGAUUCAAUCACAUACUACAUCGAUGCCAACGGUAACACAGUUAGGGAUAAGACGAUGAUCGUACUGCACGUCAUAGACCCAGAAACCAACUCGCUAGUCGAUGCCAACAUUGUGCUGAGGUUGAUCGAUGAGAAUCGAAUGAGUAUUCAGGUGUUACUCCAGCGGUAUGGCGUUGUCGAUGUCUAUGCUCUGAUGGGUGGUGUAGGCGGGGCGGGCUUUGGCAUCAUAGAGAUUGCUCUCCUAGCCAUUGCCUUACUGCUCUUCCUAGGAGCUCUCAUCUUCAUCAUCAUCUUGUGCUGUCUACAACGGAAGUUAUUGAAGAAGAUUCAUGGGAACAGCCCCGCUGUGAUCUAUGCAACCAGAGCUGAUGCUGACGUCAAGGAAACUGCUACCUAUCAAGGGUCCAACCCACUUUGGCUGGAGACAGAGGGCGGUCUCCCUGAUGAUUGGCCAGACAGUAUUUCGCUUCUAGGAGGGGGUGCGGCCAGAGAGUACGAAUCACAGGAAGCCAGCAUGGAUUUCUUCUCAGACAUCCAGCCUGAGAUUGCUCGAGACGCCCUGGUCAUGACAGCAAUGGUCAGUGAUGGUCAGUCAGCCUCCACUCGAUCCAAGACGAUCUCCAACGGCGGUGUCAGCAGCGGCAGGGUUGGCUCAGAUAAAGCCCAGCUGCGCACGGUGUCGUCCACAGGUCCUCUCAUCCUGGACAGUGCUAACAUGGAUGGGUCUGUCAGUACCUUGACCAAUCGCAUCAACCGCGACGGGUCAGUCUCGGCCAAUCUGACCGGUCAGGAGGGCGGGUAUUCAGCAUCCGGCGCUGCUUACAGCUACUCCUCAGCUAGCUUCAGCGGGGGACCGUCAACCAGCAAGAAGCUGACUAGUGAGAAGGCUCACGAGAUCCGCCAGAUGCUUGAGGAGGACCAAGGAGUUGAGACCUAUCUGGAGGACGAUAUGUACAGGGAUCAGAACACCUUGGCUGCCGCCCGAGCAAGCUACCGGGAGCAGGUGGAGUUUGAUAACCAACUCAGUCCGAUCACCGAGGAGGAUACCGCAUCCUCGUGGUCAUCCUGGACUCGGGAUAGCGAGAGAUCUGGGGCUAGGUACGCCGCACUUGGGAGUCUGGAUCGCAACCGCACUACAGACCGACCCAGUAAGGACUACGCCGACCCUAUGAACAAUUUCACAACCUCUACCAGCAUCGAGGAGAGCUACUCGCGCUCAGUCAAGAGCCCAAGCAAAACCGAAUCGUCAUCCUACUCGCGCCGAGCCAACUCCAAGACUUACCCAGCUGGGGUAUCCACAAGCAUCGGAAUGGUAACCCUGACGGAAGAAACUCCAGAUAUGAUCGAUGACGAGGAAUCAGAGACGUCAUCUGUGGGGGGAGCCGGUAAGACCUACACCUACAACAUCAUGGGAGAUAGCAGUGAGGGCGCUCAUUCCAUGUCCGGUGGCUCGUCAGGGCACAGCGCCCCCAAGAGGGCCACAGAGACCAGCACCAUGAACUUUUCGCAUGAGGGAGACGACACGGAUGAGGUCAUAGAGGAACGAGAGGUCCGACGCUCCAUGAAAACAACACGGGGUUACACCAACAGCGGAUACGACAACUUCAUGGAUGAAGAAUCACGCCUGUAAGAUCUUAACAAUUCACUGCCUUGUAGCCAUCACAAAGAAUGCCAUUCAGAACUAAUUUUAAGCCGUGUUCCAAACAGGAUUUGCUGUCAAUGGCUAUGACUUUUCACUGUAAUGUUCCAAUGGUAACAUCUAAAAAGCCACAGUCAUAGAAUACCAAAUUCUAAUAUCUUUUUCACGUCUUGCAAUGUGUAAAAGUUACAUAACUCCAAAACCUAAAAUUUAAUAUCUUGUUUACCUAGGCUACUCAAAGCUUUCUUUAUUCAAACUUUUUUGUUUUGUUAUACCAUUGAGCUAUACCAUUCAUGAUCACAAGCCCAUUUUGUGUAACAGGUGUGUGUUCCAAAGUGUAUGGGAUUUUAAGUUUGAGCAAUUUUGACAACAUGGUAUUUUCAAAGACCACGAUACUGGCAGUGGAAUGUUUAUAACUACCAGAUUGUAUCAUCAAGAUAGGGGUGACCAAAUGAAAAACCUGUCUGAUCAUUGAUUAAUAAGAUUUUACAUGCUUCAAUAUCUAGCUGUGUGAUAGAAUAUUUCUAAUGAGAUACCCAGAAAGAAAUAUCAGUUGUUCAAUAGUUGGUGUUUGCUUUUCUUUUGAUUACAAUUAUGGUGCAUAAUAAUGUAUUAGUUAUCAAGCCUAAGUUGUAUUUGUUUAUUGUUAUAAGCUAUGAAGUAUUUACAUUUAUAAAUAUAUAGUAAGCUAUUUUAUACGUUGCAGUACUUAUAAAGUACUAGUAUUUGGUGUUGGGUGAUAUUUGACAGGAUUAACAGAUGUAUAUUUGGGAUUUUGCUGGCAAAUACUUUGUGUAUAUGACGUUCCUGUAAAAUAUGAAUGUACUAUUUGGUAUGUCUAGUUUUUAUGACUUGAAAUUUUCAGUGCAGUAUAAUUUUUUUUAGUAAUAUCUGUAAUGUAUUUAUUCAGUUCUUAACGUCGCUUUUAAACUGCAGCAGGGGUAACUUGCUUUUGAGAUAGUGGUUUCAAUUAAAUGCCGUAUUUGUGUAAAAUUUCAUAUUAAUAGUUUAUAUUUUUGAUGUAUAGUUGUGCAAAAUAUUGCAUGAUUUUGAAAACCCGCAGGAAGAUCUUGUAAGAAUUUAUUUUGCAUGACAAUGACUAUGAACUGGUAAAAUUUGUGAUCAGAACCUACUUGAUACCACAGUUCAUCAGAACCCCAUGUCAUGGCGCUGCUUAGCUUAACAGUUAGCAGAAAAGUUGCGCUAACUAUCGCAGAAAAUUGUGCCAACCGUAAGCACAAUUUCAUGACGUGGAAGGCUAAUGGUUGUGCGCAUGGAGAUUUCUAUUGUUACGCCACUGAUUUAAGCAACCUUUUCCUCUGAGGUAAUUAAAAGGGUCCCUUUCGCUGUGCUUACUGCUUACGGUCUACAUGAAAUAAACAGAGUCUCUGUUAGCAAAAAUCGUGUGCUUAGCAGCGAGGUUAUGAAAUUGGGCCCAGGUUACACCGGAUAACAAUGCUAGUGACAGAACAUUUCAGUAUACAUCUGUGGCAUAGUUCAGUGAUAUUGUACUGCAAAUUUUGACAGAAAGUUUAACGACAGAACCAAAAUGCCAUAAAUUUCUUCAGUCAAUCCGAUUCCAGAUUUUUCAGAUGUCAUGACAAAGGCUACGGCAUUUUACAACUUUGUGUAACUGCUAAUACCAUUCAAGAAUUGUUUUUGUAAAUUUGCAGCUUACUUUGUAUUUUUGUUUAAACGAACUUUCAUGCUCGAUAUUUUUGUUUUUGUGCGAUAUUUAAAAUAUUGAAAUACAUUUGUAACCAGACUAGAUGUACCUGUGUUUUCUCCCUACCAUUUUGUACAAGCUAAUGUCACACACUUUUACUACUAGAACAACUCAAUUAUUUGUAUAUUUUGUUCAAUGCACAUUUUAAAUGAAAGGUAAUUUGUAGAAAUGUUGGUCAGAAUUGACAUGUACAUAAAAGUCCUUUUUUUUGGACAAGACCUUUAAGUCAUUAUUUUCAGAUAACCAAGUCUUGUCAAAGCUUAGAAAAUAACUGCUUUAAAUGUACUGUUUUUAAUGCAUGAUAUAAUUAAAGUAUGGCCAGACAUAGGCCAAGAGCUUAUCAAGGGA